This is a messenger RNA of Didymodactylos carnosus, 159 nucleotides long. The record is from the annotation of a GenBank genome assembly. Lineage: Eukaryota; Metazoa; Rotifera; Eurotatoria; Philodinida; Philodinidae.
UGGCAUGAUGAGGAUAUCAAUAGUGUUGGAGCCUUAAUGACGCGGUUAUCAUCGGAUGCAUCAGCACUAGAGGGGACGAGGCCGACAUUACUGAAAGGGUCAGAUAUUUUAUCGACACAGUCAAGAGUUGCUAUUAAGACAAACUCGUCUGCUACAUAG